AGAGAGAAGGCGGUGUUUGAAGUCUGGAAAGGGUUUUCUGAGAAUGGGAAAUCCCAGAAAGGGAUCGAAUUCCAGCGCAGAUAUCCACACUGCUGCAAGAACAGGCGAUGUAGAGACGCUUCAGUCCAUCUCGUCCUCCAAUCCUUUGGCUAUCAACUCACGAGAUAAGCACUCUCGAACACCUCUGCAUUUAGCUGCAUGGGCUGGGCAAACAGAGGCAGUGAGUUAUCUCUGCAAGCACAAGGCCGACGUGGGUGCUGCUGCCAUGGAUGACAUGGGUGCUGUCCAUUUCGCUUCUCAAAAGGGUCAUCUAGAAAUUGUCCGAAUCCUCCUCUCUUCGGGGGUUUCAGUCAAAGCACCCAACCGCAAAGGCCUGACUCCUCUGCACUAUGCAGUUCAAGGCUCCCAUCUGGAGCUCAUCAAGUAUUUGGUGAGGAAAGGCGCAAGUCUAACUGUCAAGACAAAAGCUGGGAAGACCCCUGUAGACCUUGCCAACAGUGACGAAGUCCGAUCAUUACUAGUGGAGUGUCAAGCGUCAUCCAAGACACCGGAAGAGGCAAUCGCAAGCAAGGAAGUUGCAGAUUCUUCACCGACGGAGUCACCCAAAGAUGCAGAUAAAGAUGGCGUGGCCAUGGCUGAGCUUGGCAAGGAGAAAGAUGGGGUUGAAAGAAAGAAGAGGAAGGUGGAAGAAGCAGAAAGUGAAGGAAGUCUGCCAAAAGCCAAAAAGGCAGACGUUGCUCUUCAACACCUUCUAGCUGGAAAUGACAAUGAAGAAGAAGAAUAGGAGGAAUAAGAAAAAAGAAACACGAAUUUUAUUAUAAAUGCCUUUGCACUGUAUUGAUGGGUUCUCAAUUCCGGCAAGUGGUGCCUGCCUAUGUUUCCGUAGUUACAUGCUAUUGGUCUGUUAGAUACUUGAUGUGAAUGGACCAUGUCCGGAAAAAAGUCCCAAUAUUGGUUGCUGGGGUUCUUCCUGUAUGGGAGAUUUUUAUGUCAGAGUCUAUCCACGGUGGGACGCAACAUACUAAUGGCCUGGAUUAUGGACAGCACAGCCCCCACUUAGAAUUGAGAGCUCAUGUAUUCAGUGUGAGGAUGUGGACCAUGUAUUAUGUGAUGCCUCUUGUAAGAGAUAACUAAAAAGAGUAAUGCUAAGCUUUGCUGAUUUACAGGUUUUACAAGCCAA
This is a messenger RNA of Magnolia sinica, 1180 nucleotides long. RefSeq lists its product as uncharacterized. Lineage: Eukaryota; Viridiplantae; Streptophyta; Magnoliopsida; Magnoliales; Magnoliaceae. The coding region runs from base 44 to 784 and encodes 246 amino acids. Gene Ontology annotation, molecular function: protein binding. Gene Ontology annotation, cellular component: nucleus. The transcript has 2 exons. The record is from RefSeq and is a predicted model, not a curated record. Gene Ontology annotation, biological process: regulation of gene expression.